AGUAGCUCCAAACAGCGCGAGUAUCAUCAUCAGCACCGCAUCGCCGGGCAAGCAGCCUCGAGACCCACCGAUCGACCCUCAGUGGUCCCUCAUCACAGAGACGAUAAUAACGGAGAAGAGGUAGACUAGCGAGGCCAUGCCGGGGCCCCGGUAAACCGACAAAACAUAUUUUUCUCUUUGUUCCCCUCUACGCACCGCUAGCUGCCUCAACGCACCGCUAGGAGGAUCCGCGGAAUAGCUCUCUUUCUCUGCUGGAGGAGAGGAGGAGACGGCAACUGAGGGAGGACGGAGAGAUUUUUCUACCGUAUAACCUAAUGGCAGAGCGUGAGGCGUCGCCGUUACCACUGGACGUUCGCGCCCGGCUGGCGGAGUUGGAGCUCGAGCUGUCAGAGGGUGACAUCACACAGAAGGGUUAUGAGAAGAAGCGGUCUAAGCUGAUCAGGGCGUACGUUCCUCAUCCUGGAGGUAUGGAGGGUAUGUCCCACCGCCCCUUCUUCGCCCCCCCGUCUGCCGCUCGCUUCCACAGACGGCGUUCUUCUGGAACACGCGAUGAACGCUAUCGUUCAGAUGUCCACAGUGAGGCAGUGCAGGCAGUGUUAGCCAGACAUGUGGAGGGCAAGGUGGCAGUGCCCAUGCCCUCCAAACGACGAUCACUGGUGGUACAGACAUCCAUGGACGCCUACACACCCCCAGGACUGUCCCCACUGUGCUCAGACUCGUCGUCGGGCUCGGAGGAAGAGGCGGGGCCAGGCGAUGACAUGCCAGGGAUGGAACACUGGAUGACUCGCCCUGCCCACUUAGGUCCAGCCCACCUAGGCUCCACCUCCUCGUCCUCCUCGUCCACUCAGAGCGGUGGCAGCGGCAACGCAGGACGACUGGCCGACUCGCUCGCACACACACACCUCUCACACCCACACCUGGCACACCCUCACUUCACACACACACACCUGACCCAGUCACACCACGUGUCAGCUCACCACUCACAAACACACCACGCUAUCGGACACCUGUCUCUGAAGCGUAAGCCAGCUCUGGGCGUGGCGGAGAACGGAGGCUCUCUCAGAAGAUCCUGUGAGUUCGGUUCUGAUAUGCUGUGGCCUCCACCACUGGAGUCUGACGAGCGCCACAUAGGAACCAUCGCCCGAAACACACAGAAAUACGGCAACGCUGAACGCAUGGAGACUGGAGACGGUGUCCCGGUCAGCAGUCGUGUGUCUGCUAAGAUCCAGCAGCUAGUGAACACUCUGAAAAUGCCUCGUAGACCUCCACUCAGAGAGUUCUUCGUUGAUGACUUUGAAGAACUUCUAGAAGUCCAGCAGCCAGACCCCAAGCAGCGCCGUCCGGAGGGGGCAGAGAUGUUGGCAGUGAGAGGAGAGGCUCUGGGGGUGGUGACUAACUGGCCCCCUUCCCUGGAGGCAGCUCUCCAACGCUGGGGCACCAUUAGCCCUAAAGCCCCCUGUCUCACCAGCCUGGACACCACUGGCAAACCUCUAUAUGUACUCACAUACGGGAAGUUAUGGUCUCGAAGUGUCAAGCUGGCCUUUAACAUCCUACACAAGCUGGGCAGCAAGCAGGAGCCCAUGGUGCGACCGGGGGACAGGGUGGCGCUAGUGUUUCCUAAUAAUGACCCGGUGGCCUUCAUGGUGGCCUUCUAUGGCUGCCUGCUGGCUGAGGUUGUCCCUGUACCCAUAGAGGUGCCCCUCACACGCAAGGAUGCUGGCAGCCAGCAGAUCGGCUUCCUAUUGGGUAGCUGUGGGGUUACCGUGGCGCUGACCAGUGAUGCCUGCCAUAAAGGCCUGCCCAAGAGUGCUACAGGAGAGAUACCACAGUUCAGGGGAUGGCCUAAACUGCUGUGGUUUGUGACUGAGUCGAAGCAUCUCUCCAAGCCUCCCAGAGACUGGUUCCCUCACAUCAAAGAUGCAAACAGCGACACAGCAUAUAUAGAGUACAAAACCUGUAAGGAUGGAAGUGUUCUGGGAGUCACGGUGGUGAAGAUUGCUCUGCUGACUCACUGCCAAGCCCUCACACAGUCCUGUGGCUACACAGAAGCGGAGACCAUAGUGAAUGUUCUAGACUUUAAGAAGGACGUGGGACUGUGGCACGGCAUCCUCACGAGCGUGAUGAAUAUGAUGCAUGUGAUCAGCGUUCCCUACUCUCUGAUGAAGGUCAACCCGUUGUCCUGGAUACAAAAGGUCUAUCAUUUUAAAGCCAAGGUAGCGUGUGUAAAGUCCAGGGACAUGCACUGGGCUCUGGUGGCCCACAGAGAGCAGAAGGACAUCAGCCUGAGUUCCCUCCGGAUGCUGCUGGUCGCCGACGGAUCUAACCCUUGGUCUAUCUCGUCCUGUGACGCCUUCCUCAACGUGUUCCAGAGUAAAGGCUUAAGGUCAGAGGUCAUCUGUCCCUGUGCCAGCUCCCCCGAGGCACUGACUGUUGCCAUCAGAAGGCCAGUGGAGGACAGUAGCCAGCCACCAGGCCGAGGGGUUCUCUCCAUGCAGGGCCUGAGUUACAGUGUGGUCCGCGUCGACAUGGAGGAACGCCUGUCAGUCCUCACUGUGCAGGAUGUGGGCACUGUCAUGCCUGGAGCCCUGGUGUGUGUGGUGAAGCCAGACGGUGUGCCUCUCCUGUGUAAGACAGAUGAGAUCGGGGAGCUGUGUGUGUGUUCCGUUGCCACGGGAACAUCGUACUACGGACUGACAGGCAUGACCAAGAACACCUUUGAGGUGUUUCCAGUAGCAUCCGGUGGAGGUCUGGUCAGUGAGUAUGCGUUUGUCCGUACGGGGCUGCUGGGCUUCGUGGGUCCAGGUGGUCUGGUGUUUAUCUCCGGCAAGAUGGACGGCCUCAUUGUGGUCAGCGGACGCAGACAUAACGCUGAUGACAUCAUAGCCACCGCACUGGCCGUGGAGCCAAUGAAAUUCAUCUACAGAGGGAGGAUAGCAGUAUUCAGUGUGACCGUGCUGCAUGAUGAGCGUAUCGUGGUGGUAGCAGAGCAGAGACCAGACUCUACUGAGGAGGACAGCUUCCAGUGGAUGAGCCGCGUUCUUCAGGCGAUAGACAGUAUCCAUGGUGUGGGUGUGUUCUGCCUGGGGUUAGUUCCAGCCAACACUCUCCCUAAAACCCCCCUUGGGGGUCUACAUCUGUCUGAGACCAAACAGCUGUACCUGGAGGGGGGGCUGCACCCCUGUAACGUCCUCAUGUGUCCUCACACCUGUGUUACCAACCUGCCCAAACCACGACAAAAACAACCAGAGAUUGGCCCUGCCUCUGUGAUGGUGGGGAACCUGGUGUCUGGGAAGAGGAUCGCUAUGGCCAGUGGCAGAGACCUGGGACAAACUGAUGACAAUGACCAGUUCCUGUUCCUGUCAGAGGUUCUGCAGUGGAGAUCUCAGACUACGCCUGAACACAUCCUCUACACACUGCUUAGCUCCCGGGGAGCGGUGUCUAGUUCUCUUACGUGUCUUCAGCUCCAUAAGAGGGCAGAGAGAGUUGCUGCUCUGCUGCUGGAGAGAGGAGGACUACAGGAGGGAGACCACAUAGCACUGGUCUACCCACCAGGUAUAGACCUAAUUGCAGCGUUCUACGGUUGUCUGUAUGCUGGCUGUGUUCCUAUCACGGUCCGACCGCCCCACCCACAGAACAUCUCAACCACACUGCCCACGGUCAAGAUGAUCGUAGAGGUCAGUCGUUCGGCCUGUGUGAUGACCACAGCGGUCAUCUGUAAGCUGCUGCGGUCCAAGGAGGCGGUCGCUACAGUUGACAUCAGGAACUGGCCUCCCGUCCUGGACACAGAUGACCUGCCAAAGAAGAAGUCUCCAGCUCUGUAUAAGCCCUGUAACCCUGAUGCCCUGGCCUACCUGGACUUCAGUGUGUCCACUACUGGCAUGCUGGCUGGAGUACAGAUAUCCCAUAAUGCAGUGGGAGCGUUCUGUCGGUCAGUGAAGCUGCAGUGUGAACUGUAUCCCUCCAGAGAGGUAGCAAUCUGUCUCGACCCCUACUGUGGCCUGGGCUUCGUCCUCUGGUGUCUCUGCAGUGUGUACAGUGGCCAUCAGUCGAUCCUUAUCCCUCCAGUAGAGUUGGAGUCUAACCCAGCCCUGUGGCUGCUCGCUGUCAGCCAGCUCCGAGUCAGAGACACCUUCUGUUCCUACAGCGUCAUGGAGCUCUGCACUAAAGGACUGGGCCUGCAGACAGAGGCACUGAAGGCGCGAGGCCUGGACCUGUCCCGUGUGAGGGCGUGUGUUGUGGUAGCAGAGGAGAGACCCAGGAUGUCUCUAACACACUCCUUCUCCAAGCUGUUUAAAGACCUGGGCCUGCACCCCCGAUCUGUCAGCACAGCAUUUGGCUGUAGGGUCAACCUGGCUAUCUGUCUGCAGGGCACCUCCGGACCAGACCCUACUACAGUUUACGUGGACAUGAGAGCUCUGCGACAUGAUAGGGUUCGGUUGGUGGAGAGAGGUUCUCCUCACAGUCUCCCUCUCAUGGAGUCAGGAAAGAUCCUACCUGGUGUCCGCAUCAUCAUCGCCAACCCAGAGACCAAGGGACCCCUGGGAGACUCCCACCUAGGAGAGAUCUGGGUGCACAGUGCCCAUAAUGGCAGUGGAUAUUACAGUGGUUAUGGAGAGGAGGUCCUUCAGUCUGAUCACUUCACCUCCAGACUCAGCUUCGGAGACACGUCCACCGUCUGGGCUCGCACCGGAUACCUGGGCUUCUUACGACGUACUGAACUCACUGAUGCCAGCGGAGAGAGACACGAUGCGCUGUAUGUGGUGGGCGCGUUGGAGGAGGCCAUGGAGCUGAGGGGGAUGAGGUAUCAUCCUAUAGACAUCGAGACCUCCGUUAUCAGGACGCACCAGAGCAUCAUGGAAUGUGCUGUGUUUCCCUGGACUAACCUGCUGGUAGUUGUGGUGGAACUAGAAGGCUCAGAGCAGGAAGCCCUGGACCUGGUUCCCAUGGUGACCAAGGCGGUGCUGGAAGAGCAUUACCUCAUCGUUGGUGUCGUCGUGGUAACGGACAUCGGGGUGAUCCCUAUCAACUCUCGCGGGGAGAAGCAGCGCAUGCAUCUCCGAGACGGCUUCCUACAGGACCAGCUAGACCCCAUCUAUGUGGCUUAUAACAUGUAACCCAGCCGCCCCAUCCGGGGGGGUGUGGGGGUGUGGGUGGAUGUAAGAGAGGGGGAUGUGUGUGUUAGCAUGUGUGUGUGUAUGCGUACGUGCGUGUAUAUCGCUGGUGUUGUUCAUUGCAAAUCUAGAUGUACUGUAUUUUUGAAUCUGCACAUGGUCAUAUGGUGUGGUGCCAGUUGUCUGUUCCUUUAGUUGUGCUGUGGUGGAGGUAUGGCUGUUUCCACACCCCCAGUUAAACCUGACACCUAGACAGGAAGUCGCUGUUCAAAGCCUUAGAGGAACAGAGGUACUUAGACUACACCACUGGUUGUUACCCGUUAGGAGAGAGAGAAAAUAUCUCUGAACUUAUCUGUUUUCUUAAUGAAAUAGACAUGAAAAAUUACGUUAUUCAAGUAUAUUGUCAGAAAAUGACAGGGGGUUCAGAUUAGUGUAUAAAUAUAAAUAUUGUACAUAAACAAAAUGAUCUAUAUGGCGAGAACUGAAACACACUGAGGACCUGUUAUACAGCUUUCUCCACCUGCGGUGUGCGUGUGGGUGUGCGUGUGUGUGUGCGUGUGGGUGUGCGUGUUUUUGUGUGUGUGUGUGUGUGUGUGCGUGUGUUUGUGCGCGUGUGCGUGUGUUUGUGUGUGUGCGUGUGCGUGUGGGUGCGUUUGUGUGUGCGUGUGUGAAUGAAUGUGAUACAGUUCACUCCUCUUAUAAGAAUCGCAUACAUCCUUAACGAUUUGUUUCCUAAAGACAAUUAACUCCUAAAUGCCAAGUUAACCUGUUAGAAGUACACAAUUGUUUCUAUCCAACAAUGUUUGACCGUUGCAAGCAUUUUAUUAUGGUAAUAUGUGAUUCUACUAAGAGAGCCCAGUAAGUAGCAGAGGGAAAUAGGAGUUGUUAAGCCCAGCUCUGGACCAGAAACACAAGAGACAUUCUAAAUGGUAGCCUAUUCCCUUGAAGUGCACUGUUGGGACUAUGGUCAUAAAUUGGACACUAUAUACAAAAUAAGCCCCCGUUUGGGACGCAUCCACAGUGAAGUGUGGAAACAAAAGAGUUUAGAAGAAAUGUAUUUAUCAGUCAUAAAAUGAUCACUUAUGGCAUCGUCUAUGUUAUCAACUUUUCUGUGAAAAACAUAAUUUCAUGUUAAUGUUUAUUGCUAUGAGUAUUGUCCUAGAGGCAGAACUGAGUGGUUUUUGCUAGAUGGGCCAGCUGCGAAGUCAAAAUUGGCUAUAAUGUAAAAAUUCAUGAAAUCAAAAAUGUGCUUUUUUUGGCUUUAAUUUAAGGCGAAGGUUAGGCAUUAGGGUUAGCAGUGUGGUUAAGAUUAGAGUUAAGGUUUAAAAUCUGAUUUGAUUCCAGCUAGUGACCACUCUGCAGAGCUGCCUCUAGGGCAAGACUAAUAAUAAAUGCCAACCUGCUAAUUUUAAUCAAAUCAAAUGACAUUUUAUUUGUUACAUGCGCUGAAUACAAAAGGUGUAGAUCUUACCGUGAAAUGUUUACUUACAAGCCCUUAACCAACAAAGCAGUUCAAGAAGUAGAGUUAAGAAAAAAAAAACUCAAGUAACACAAUAAAAUGACAUAACAAUAACAGGGCUAUAUACAGGGGGUACCGGCACCGAGUCAAUGUGGAGGCUAUAUACAGGGGGUACCGGCACCGAGUCAAUGUGGAGGCUAUAUACAGGGGGUACCGGCACCGAGUCAAUGUGGAGGCUAUAUACAGGGGGUACCGGCACCGAGUCAAUGUGCGGGGGCACAGGCCAGUCGAGGCAAUUCGUACGUGUAGGUAGGGGUGCACCUAAUGCACCUAUUUGUUUACAUUCAGACUCCUGAGUUUGUUUUAUCAUCAUAAUCACAACACAUCUCAUUUUAAUUAAUUUAUUAUAAUAUAAUGUCAUGUAUGAAAAACAUACAUAUCAUGACGUAUUUAUUUGCUUAUUAUUCUGUACUAGAGAUGAUGGUGAUUGUACUAUUUUACAUGUGUUUACUGAACCUUUAUUUAACUAGGCAUGUCAGUUAAGAACAAAUUCUUAUUUACGUUGACAGCCUACCCCGGGCCAAACCCUAACCCGGCCAAACCCUACCCCGGGCCAAACCCUACCCCGGGCCAAACCCUAACCCGGGCCAAACCCUAACGCGGACGAUGCUGGGUCAAUUGUGCGCCACCCUAUGGGACUCCCAAUCACGGCCGGUUGUGAUACAGCCUGGAAUUGAACCAGGGUCUGUAGUGACUACUCUAGCACUGAGAUGCGGUGCCUUAGACCGCUGCGCCUCUCGGGAGCCCCCUGAAUGUGUGUUAGAGAGAGAGGAGUCUUGUAGGUAGGGUUAAGCCUGGUACAGAAACUAGAGAGGUGAGAGAGACUGCAUUUUGUGCGUGUGCGCGUGCGUGCGUGUAUUGUGUGCAAAUAGUGUUGAUUUUGUACGGUACAGGUGUGUGUGAUUGUUUUGUACACAUGAUGAAAAUAUAAAAAUGACACUUUUAUAAGAACCUGCCAUUGGCUCCACAUCACACUAUACAGUGCAAUAAAGUGCUUUGAUU
Molecule: messenger RNA, 7632 nt
Organism: Oncorhynchus nerka (sockeye salmon)
Lineage: Eukaryota; Metazoa; Chordata; Actinopteri; Salmoniformes; Salmonidae
Product: disco-interacting protein 2 homolog C-like
Exons: 37
Coding region: 315-5114 (1599 amino acids)
Source: RefSeq, a predicted model, not a curated record